CUGUGGCCGAUAGCAGCAAUCGAUUGUUAUAGUAAUCGUAUAGUGGGAUAGCUACGAUUUUUCUAGAUUUUCCUUAAGAUUACAGCAAAAAUUGGAUUGAAUCAAGUUAAGGUAACCAAAGAUUAGAUGGUCUGAAAUCUGGAGCAACUACCGAUUUAAUAAGAAGAAGCACAGCGAGUAUCGCAGUCAAAGCAACGAGAGUCACACGCACGCACACAGACGCAAAAAUUACGUGCAGAGCGCAAUCUAUUUCCCCAUUUUCCACCGAAAAUAAAGCAAGGCAGGCGGAAAAGCUCCCCAAUUGCGACGCAUUUUGCAGAGGAGAGGAAAACUAACCAGUUUAAAUUGCAAAGGAAUAUCCCGAGAAAGAAGAACGCGUAGAAGGAGCCACAACAAUAACUUUGCAGAUCAGCAGAGGAAGAAGAAGCGGCGGCCAGCUGAGAAGUGAAGCGAAGCACGGGCGCAGGGGAUAUCAAGAGUAGGUGCAGGGGCCGAGGAGGAAGCGGAAAAAGAAACAGGCGUAGAGGCGGCGGGCAGCAGCCACCAUGAGCAUGGUGCGGCGGAUUAUCCUGCUGGGCCCCAAGUACAAUGUCUGGGCAAAAGGAAGCGGAGUUAGUCAAACACAGCGCUCGGCAAGAUGUGUUAUUCUGAGCACAAACAGUGAGGAGGUCAGCGUUUGGGGCGUUCGACGCUUCCACCUGGCCACCCGAAACUGCGCCAUCAAUCGACUAGUGAGAUUGGAGCCCGCGAUGGCAAUUCCGGCAUACAUUGACAUUACCAAUGCCACCUCAAGAACGCCAGAGGACUCAAGCGACAGUGCGAGUGGCAGCGGAAGUGGAGCUAGUGCGUCGGGAGGCGGUGGAACUAAGAGUCCGGGCAGUGGUGCUGGAUCUGGAGCAAGUACGACCAGUGGCGCCGAUCCACCAGGCGGUGGCAGCGACAAGUUCCUCUCAUGCCCAAAAUGCGGCAGUGCCUGCACCCAGGUUGAGACAUUUGUCAGCUCAACGCGAUUCGUCAAGUGUGCCAAGUGCAACUACUUCUUUGUGGUGCUGUCCGAAGUGGAGACCAAGCAGCGCACCAAGGAUGAGCCUAAGAACCAGCGCAAGCCACCACCGCCACCACAGAAGAUCAUGGAGUAUCUUGACAAACAUGUGGUCGGCCAGGACUUUGCCAAAAAGGUGCUGGCUGUGGCGGUCUACAACCACUACAAGCGCAUCCACCACAACCUGCCGCAGCUUCAACAGCAAGGAGGAGGUGCCAGUAAUGGAUCAGGCGGCCUGGAUGGGGUUCCACGACCUGACCUGCUACAUAUUACCGGAAUCGGCCACACACUGAACAGCUCCCCGGGCAACGAACUGCCACCAAAGCCUGCUCAAAUGGGUCUGGGCGGUGGAAUGGGAGGUCCUGGACUUGGGAGCGGACUCACCGGCGCAGGAUCCAGCAAUGUACGUGGAGGUGGCGACCACAGAGCCGGAUCGGAAAUUCUUGACCGACAGUCGAGCGAUGUCAAGCUGGAGAAGAGCAACAUCAUCAUGUUAGGCCCAACAGGAUCUGGUAAAACACUGAUCGCCCAGACGAUCGCCAAGUGCCUGGACGUGCCCUUCGCCAUCUGUGACUGCACCACGCUGACACAGGCUGGUUAUGUGGGCGAGGACAUCGAGAGUGUAAUUUCAAAGCUUCUGCAGGAUGCCAACUACAACGUGGAGCGUGCCCAGACGGGCAUUGUUUUCCUCGAUGAGGUGGACAAGAUCGGUGCCGUCCCUGGAAUCCACCAGCUUCGCGAUGUUGGAGGCGAAGGCGUCCAGCAGGGCAUGCUCAAGAUGCUCGAAGGCACUGUGGUCAAUGUGCCAGAACGCAAUUCCCCGCGUAAGCUGCGUGGCGAAACGGUCCAAGUGGAUACUACAAACAUCCUCUUCGUGGCAUCUGGUGCCUACACAGGACUGGACAGGUUAAUUGCACGUCGCCUCAACGAGAAGUAUUUGGGUUUCGGCAUGCCUUCGACCAGCGGAUCUGGCCGUCGUGCAGCUCAAUCAGCCGCCAGUCCCAUGGACAACGAUCAGGAGGAGCGUGAUAAAUGCUUGACCAAAGUGCAGGCACGUGAUCUCGUUGAGUUCGGCAUGAUACCGGAAUUCGUUGGUCGCUUCCCGGUAAUCGUACCCUUCCACAGUUUGAACGUCAGCAUGUUGGUGCGCAUCCUGACCGAACCACGAAACGCUCUUGUGCCUCAGUACAAGGCGUUACUGGGCCUUGAUGAAGUGGAUCUUACCUUCACUGAGGACGCAGUAAAGUCGAUAGCUCAGCUGGCUAUGGAGAGGCAUACGGGAGCUCGUGGACUGCGCUCCAUAAUGGAGCAACUGCUGCUGGAUCCUAUGUUCAUAGUGCCGGGUUCAGAUAUUCGGGGGGUACACAUAACUGCCGAUUAUGUUAAGGGCAGUUCUUCACCUGAAUACAGCCGUGAUGCGGACGCCACGGCAUCCGGGACCGUUACCACAGACUCCGAUACCACAACCGAUAAUGAUAAGAACUUUGAGAAUAGUGAGAAAGUACGACUAAAACAGUAAAUCAGACAGAGAAACCCACAUCCAAAGCCAACCAAAACAGAAAUCGAGACAAAGCUUAAGCAGAAAUCUUUCAAUUCGAAACGCUUUUCAAAUUGUUGAUUUAUUUUGAAACUCUUUCUGUCUUUUUAUAUCUCUUCAGCUUGUUUAAUUUGUCCAAUUGCUUGAUUUUUGAAUCAACAGCGUUUUUUUCUACUCAAGAAUUAACAUUUGCAAACACGAUUUAAUGUUGAAAGAUACUAUAAUUUUUCGUACUCUAACAUGUAUAUUUAUUAGCCUUGUUUAAAUGAUAAAUUGGUUGGUUCACCUUAGAUCCCUUCCACGAACCCCGUAACUCUGUAAAAUAUGACCCGCUGGGGAGUGAAUGAAUGCUCCGGCAUAUAUUUAUAAUGAAUAUCCUCAAUCCCAAUAUGCAUCUGUGAUUCAGAAUCGACGAGCAGCGCAAUCUUGUAAGCCCGAAGCAAUUGUAAGUGGAAUAAUAACAAAUCCUAAAGAGAAUUGUAAAAUGAAUAAAAUACAUUUUCAACAUAA
Drosophila eugracilis is the source of this 3089-nucleotide messenger RNA. RefSeq names its product ATP-dependent Clp protease ATP-binding subunit clpX-like, mitochondrial (gene ClpX). NCBI's taxonomy places the organism in Eukaryota, Metazoa, Arthropoda, Insecta, Diptera, Drosophilidae. The record is from RefSeq and is a predicted model, not a curated record. The transcript is spliced from 5 exons. Gene Ontology annotation, cellular component: mitochondrial matrix. The coding region runs from base 546 to 2561 and encodes 671 amino acids. Gene Ontology annotation, biological process: protein catabolic process; protein folding; proteolysis. Gene Ontology annotation, molecular function: zinc ion binding; ATP binding; ATP hydrolysis activity.